GCGCUCGAACAGCGUCGAGGAUGAGCUCAUAGAACUCGGCUACAAUUGGUGCGUCCUCCUUCUCACAUUCGCGUUUGACAUGCCCUGUACAGCUUCCCCGCUUCCUCAGGUUCAUCCACAACCCGAACCACCGCGCUGUGCGGGUGCGAUACGAGGCGAUUGGCCCCAAUCAUCCCGCGCUCCCCGCGGCGGAGACGGCGCUGAAAAAGAUCGCCCACUCGCUCCUGCAGAUCAACGGCUGCCGGGCGACGAUCGUGCCCUGUCUGCACCGCGAGGAGCUCCAGGCGGGGAAGACGGUCGGGAUCGUGCUCCACGCGACGAUGCUCAACGUUGAGGUGCUCGAGAUGGUCCACAUGAUGCAGAGCGCCGUGCCCGUCCACCUCUACAUUGGGGAGCCCCUCACGACGGCGACGAGCUUCGACAUGUAUAGCCCAGAUAAGGUGACCGUUCCCGAGCGUCUCGAGCCUGGAGAUCCGCUUUUCAGUCAAAGCACUCAACGCGCGUUAACGUUCGGGGGGUAUUUGCAUUCAACGGACGACGAUACGGCGCUGUUCGGAUUGACCGCUGGACAGGCAGUCGUGCCACACGCCGGCUUCGCGCUUCACUCGCGAUUGAAGCCGCGCGAGAGGCAUCAAAAGCGCGUCCGAAGUUCACAAGCUGCGAUCCAGUGUCUAGGUCGCCCGCUAUCGAACCCCGCUGUGAGGAUCGUCGAGCAGGCGAUCAGAGCAUCUCGAUUGGAAAGGGAAAGGAUGUACGCGGAGCUGCGCAGGACCAUCCCAGGGGACGCCGCGAUAGCCAUCCAGCGACGAGUGCAGCAGCAAGAAGCAGAGUACCAACGACUGGUCGACUCUCUUGCGCGUCCCCAAGAAUACGACGUCGGGCACGCAUGCGCCGCGGAGGCGCUCAUCCGUCCCUGCAGCAGCGCAGAGCAUCAACGACACGCCUCGCGAUCUCAGCUCCACCUCUCUUCCUCACAAGGACAUUCGCACCGCCCAAAAACCACGGCAGACGAGCACACGCACCUGCUCUCCUGGACGCUGAUGCGCAUAGCGCGAAAGGCGGGCGACAACCCCGCCACGCUGCAUGCUCUGCCAGACACGCUCGAGCGCGGCGCGUCGGUCUCUAUGCACGUUCGCGACCCGAAUGUCGAGCGGCCGCUUGGUCCAUACAGAGACGGAGUCGUCAACGGGGCGCCCGCAAGCGUGAUCAUUGGGGGGUACAUCGCGCGGGAGUGGACAGUAUUCCCUGCGCAUGAUACGAAGAGCCUCAAGUUCGCCGCAAGGGGGGACGCGGGUGCACUUAUAACGUCGGCGCGAGACGGGGGCGCGAUGGCGGUACCACUGGCUAUGUUAUAUGCGGCGCCAGAAAGAGGGCCGUACGGGCUCGUCACACCCCUCACGACGAUCUUGAGGCGGAUUCGAGAUGUCACGGGACUGCAUCUGCAAUUCCAAGGGAGUUGAUGGCAGGAGAGCGCAACCUCAGGUCGAUAACCGAAUUGCACGAGGACUUGCAAAUGCAAAAUUUGUUUCAGUUGUUCGUACCGAUACCCAUUCGUACCUUAAUUGUGUAUUUACGCCUUGGAGUGCGCAAAAUAAUCUCUGCC
Dichomitus squalens LYAD-421 SS1 is the source of this 1603-nucleotide messenger RNA. RefSeq lists its product as uncharacterized. The record is from RefSeq and is a predicted model, not a curated record. The transcript is spliced from 2 exons. NCBI's taxonomy places the organism in Eukaryota, Fungi, Basidiomycota, Agaricomycetes, Polyporales, Polyporaceae. The coding region runs from base 321 to 1460 and encodes 379 amino acids.